Messenger RNA from Lactuca sativa (garden lettuce), 1626 nucleotides. RefSeq lists its product as uncharacterized. NCBI's taxonomy places the organism in Eukaryota, Viridiplantae, Streptophyta, Magnoliopsida, Asterales, Asteraceae. The record is from RefSeq and is a predicted model, not a curated record. Gene Ontology annotation, molecular function: protein binding.
UUUUUUAUUUUGAAAUUCUUUUUAUACUUAUUAUAAAUCCAAAUCCGUUUCUUCCGAAAUUUUGGGAAAAAGAAAAAACCGACCUCUCCAGGUUUACUGGGAGGCAUAUGAGAGUCCGAUUUGGAUCGAUUGAGCUUAAGAAACCGUCAUUUUCUGCGGAUUACUCACCGGAAAACCUAAUUCCGAUUAUCAUCGACAACCAGCGCCCUACAGAAGGCAAUGGAGAUGGAGAUAGAAACGAGCAAAGAGAUGACAAGAAAGGAAAAGAAAGAGAACUGGUUUGCCUUCCUUUCAGACGACAUCUUUUUACAAAUCCUUAAAAAGCUUCCUGAAGCUUUCCUUCGUUAUAAAGCUAAGCAUGUCUGCAAACGUUGGUUCAAUAUAGUCACUAACAGGAUCUUGCUAGACCAUGCUUCUUUCAUCCUCCAAACAUCUUACGAUUCCACAGUACGCCACGUGGACAUAACAGAAGAACAACAAGGGCUACAAGUAAAAGUGCAAAAUCUUGAAAUUCCUAUAGGAGGCCACAUAAUAACAUGGUGUAACGAGUAUCUUCUAGUAACAGAUUUGGAAAAACACGAGUAUGUUUUCAAUGUAAUCACAAACGAAGGAUCAUUUCUUCCACACUGUACAUCUUGUGGAGAAGGAGACGACACUAACUGUGGAAUGGCUCUUUCCUUUGAUGGAUUCAAGGGAGUAUACAAGGUCCUUCAUGUGUUCAUGGGCCCACCUCUUCAAUGCCAUAUACUUGUCUUGAGAAGAAACAUUCUCUCCCGAAUUUCAUCAAAUUGGAAAAAGAUUGAGGUUCCUUCUUACAUGGAUGAAUGGAUUCCUACUUAUAUGUACCAAAGGCGUCCUUAUUGGGGUGACCCUGUUUCAGUUCAAGCGAGGUAUUUCCAUUGGAGGAUCUGGGAUUUUCAUGGUGAAAGGUGGUAUCUGGUUUCAAUGGACAUGGUGAAAGAGAAAAUGGUCCGAAUGAGUCUUCCUAUACCUGAAUCUAGUAAUGUCAACUACACUGUGUUUGAGAUGGGUGGUUUUCUCACUCUUAUUCAUCAACUUUCCUCUAAAAAAAGUGACAAGUGGAUGUUUAACGAUUUUCAAACUGACAUGUGGAUUCUUAAAGAUUUUGAGAUGAUGAAGUGGGAGAAGCUGCGUAUAAGUAUCCCGAAUUAUUGGUACUUUGGAGAAUAUUUUAAAUAUUUUCCAGAUUCUGUCUCUGGGAUGAUGAGUAUGAGAUAUUUGACAUGCAUAAGGCUUUCUAAUUGGGAUGGAGCUGUUUGUAGUUAUGAUCUGAAAGAUUUUCAUGUGAAAGAGCUUGACAUUCAAAUUGGAUCUAACGAUCGUCGUGUGCCUCAUUCAUCAUCGCCAAGUUUUAUAUAGUCGGGAUUUCAACAAUGAAUCAGUUCAGCAAAUUCUCACAGGUACAAGAUGUUAACUCCAUAGUCGAUAGCAUUUUAUGAUUUUGUUAAUUUCAACCAAGAACUUUUUUUUUUUUUUGUUUUUGCUUGGUUAACCUUUAUGGAUACACUUGGUUUGGAUUUUACAUGCUAUGGCAUUCUAUUGUUUCUUUUAAGUUUUGCUAAUCUGUCACCAACAUAAUUUCCAAACUCUUGUAGAAAAAAGCAA